This is a messenger RNA of Cylicostephanus goldi, 564 nucleotides long. Lineage: Eukaryota; Metazoa; Nematoda; Chromadorea; Rhabditida; Strongylidae. The record is from the annotation of a GenBank genome assembly.
AUGGCCAAGAACCGAUCUCACUUUGAUGUCGUCCAACCUGGACCAAGCAUGGAUAAGCUGAAGUCCACAACCACGGCGAGAAAAUCGUCUCUUCCUACUAGAGCUGAUGGCGGUCCUGAAGGCGAUGUGCUUAGCUUUGAAAUGGAUCCGCAGACGUUGGCAAUCCGAAAGAAGAAAGAAAGGCUGGUUAGGAGAACGAUGACUUUUUUACGACCGUAUCUGGCAUCUCAGCUCAAAAAAUCGUUGCAGUUCGAAAUUCUUCCGAGUUUUCGCGUACUUCCACAAGUCACUUGGCGAUAUCAUGCUGAGUGUUCUUCGAUAUGUUUGGGAGGUUUUGAACGCGAUCCUGCCGACCCACAGUUCUAUAACUGUUCUCCAUUGCACAUACCGAUACUUUGUGGUUGGAAGAGAAUGGUAAGGUAUCAGCUUCUUCCAUGUCGAGCUCCACUACUUCUUUCAUCGUUCAGUUAUACCUGUAUGAUAGUUCCACGAGAAAGGUCAGCGAUGGCAGGAUUUUGUAUCGAGCUCCAUGUGGACGUUCUCUGGCGUCGAAAAAAGCCAUAG